UCACGUUGAAAUGGAUAGCUUGAUCAAGCAAACAAGGAGGAGGCAUCGAGCUGCCCAGGUAAAAACAGAUGAGGUUGGUAGCCCCACUAGAGAGAAGACAGUGCCACCAAGAAAGUCUGUUUCAUUCGAAGAAGAUAAGAAGAAGCCCUCAAACUGGUUAGAGAAGCAGUUCUCUAGGCAAAUGAGCGACCAAAGUUAUGACUCAUUCAUAGACUACGCGGUUGCAGUUGCGGCCACUGCUUAUGCCAUAACCACUCCUGAAGAAACCUUGCUAGAGAGUUAUCAUAGUGGCCGAGAAGAUACGUUUCCUAUAGAGGAACCAAGAAGCUUAUCAAGAAAACUCUCAGGACAAAAAGAACCAGAGCUAAACGAUAACAAACUUCCAACGCCAAAGUCUCCAGUGAGAAAGUCAUCGUCGGUCAAAAAGACUCCUACAUUCUCCAUGAUCUUGAAAGAAGAUCACACCAAAGGAAGUGAAGAAGAUUCAGGGGAGAAACAUGAAAGACCAAGAAAACCGGUUUUUGAACCGCCAGAACCAAUGCAGAUACAACCACCGGUCAGGGCAAGAUCAGAACGUCGUGCUCCACCACCACUACCACCACCUCCUCCUCCACUUCUAUCACCUUCGCCUCUGCGGCUUCCACCUAGAGAAACUAAAAGGCCAAGUCCCGGUGGUAUUAGUCGAGAACAUGAUUCUACAGCUGAUACUUGGGAAAAAACUGAACUAGCUAAGAUCAAAACAAGGUACGAGAAGUUAAACAGAAAGAUUGAUUUAUGGGAAGCGAAGAAGAGGGACAAAGCUAGAAGGAAGCUGGACAAAUCUGAGAGUGAACAAGAACAGAGGAGAAAGAGAGGUUUGCAGAGAUUUAGGGAAGACAUGGAAUAUAUCGAACAGAUUGCCUCAGGAGCUAGAGCUCAGGCUGAGAAACAAAGGAAGAACGAAGAGUUCGAGGUGAAGGAGAGAGCUGGUAUUGUUCGUAGGACCGGUAAAAUUCCUGGAAAAGCAUGUUCUUGUUUCUGAGACUUAAACAGAUGAUCUAUUUGUAGCUGUAUAUAUUAGUGUGUAUGUGUGAGAGAUAAAUUUAUACACCAUGUAAUCAGAGAGCUAUGACACUCUUGCUUUCAAAAUUCAUAACCACGCCGUAAAAAAUGUAAACCAUCA
Molecule: messenger RNA, 1162 nt
Organism: Eruca vesicaria subsp. sativa (arugula)
Lineage: Eukaryota; Viridiplantae; Streptophyta; Magnoliopsida; Brassicales; Brassicaceae
Source: the annotation of a GenBank genome assembly